Molecule: messenger RNA, 12238 nt
Organism: Cylas formicarius (sweet potato weevil)
Lineage: Eukaryota; Metazoa; Arthropoda; Insecta; Coleoptera; Brentidae
Exons: 6
Coding region: 285-1376 (363 amino acids)
Source: RefSeq, a predicted model, not a curated record
UUGUAUGUAUGGCUGACAUUUUCCGAAAAAGUGUUUAUUUAGAACAGAUAUUCCAUUUAUAUAAUGGAAAUAUGUGAAGUUGUACAUGAAUCAUGUUUCUACGAAAAAACAAGAAAUGAUUUUGAAACAUUCGUAUGUAAUAUGCGUUUGUGUUUGAAACUUUGGUGUCGUUUAGGAGUUUUUGCAAAGAAUGUUAAAUUGGUGUCCAAAAUGAACAUAUUUGGCAUUAAUUCUUAGCUUAAUAAUAUUAUCAUUAUCGAUAAAGCUGCCAGGAAGACGUUAGGAUGACGACCAUGAUGUACCCUUCCCUGACAAAAUCACAGAGUAUGCGUGCAAAACGCAAAUCUGCUGUUGAGUUGCUUGCGGAAAGUAAACCCUUUUAUGUUAAGUCCGAAAUUGUGCGGGAUACCACUCAGCAAUUGCCUUCAAGGCCCCAUUCAAAUUUGUAUGGAACUUACAGUCGCAGUAAAUCUGUCAAUGUCUCAGGUCCUAUUGGUACUUACAAACCUCCAAGCUUUUGUCAGUAUAUGGCGGUCUCACCCUCUCGUUCUUUACCUCCUUUAACCCAUCGCAGAUCUGUCCAUCCCACUAUUUCUGGCGUUCAUGCGACAGGUUCCAAUGAUUUACUUCAGAAUAGAUUGAGACAGUUGCUCGUUUGCGAUAGUGCUGAAGAGCUGAGAGUUGAUCAGAUGGCUCCACUAAGUCCUCCUGCAGAAUAUGCAGCACAGAGGUGUCACAAAAGUCUUCCUGAUUUACACUGUAGAGGCAGCAGUGGAAGUGGAGGAGCUGAACCUAGCUCAAAUAAAAGUAGCAACAAGAGUUUAUCAAAUAGAGACAGUGGUGGCUCUAGUGGACAUUAUACUCAAAGAAGUGAGCCAGCUCCACCCCCUAGACAAGAAAUUAGGCGGGAUUCUGGCUCAAGUACUCAACAUAGUGGAGGCAGUUCAUAUUACUGUUGUCAAGAGCCAGACUGUAGAGCUGCACGACAGUCAAUAUAUCAACCGCCACCUCCCACUAACUUUAAAAGGCAAAAGUGUCUUAGAUAUAAGCGUGAUAGACCAAUCCUACGAUCCAAAUCAGAUAUUAGUGAUCGAUACUGGCGUCCGCCUGAACCUCCCACUAGCCAUUUAGAACAGUUCUUUGAGCACUUAGGACUCACUUCAGACAGUUAUGAAGAUAUGCUAAGUGGAAGUGGACAAUCAUCAGACAGCCCAGUAUUUUUCUCGGAUGUAUCAACGAUAGAUUCGUCCCGGCCGCUGGAAAAUGUAGAUUGCUGCCCUCCACAAGUCAGAACCAGUGAACCACCUUCAAUUGUUGAACGCAAUGCUCGUAUAAUCAAAUGGCUGUGCAACUGCCGCAAAUCGCAGAUAACGUAAGUUGAUAUAUAAUUGUGAGUAAUGAGACUAGCAAGAAAAAAUAUUACCUUGUGAUGAGUUGCCCCCCACUAGGAUUGUUUCAAAAAAAGGCUAUUGUCGCAAGGUGUUUUUUUUUUAAUGUCAUUCCACCUGCUUUGUAAAGUUUUUUAAUUUUGAUAAACCAAAUUGUUGAGAGAAAAACAGAAAGUGAUCAAUGAACAAAACAAACAAAUUUAGAAACCAUUGUUUUCAUAUGUUGGUAGUAAAAUUUUCAAAUUUAGCUUAGAGUCACAAGGAAUUGUAAAUUCCGAAUCUCUCAAAAAAAUUGCUAAUAUUAUACUAAUUGUUAUUCACAUUUAACGCUAUUCUGAAUGUGUCUACUUAAGGAAGCUAUCAAUCAAUCAAAACAUGCUUUAUUCUCAAAAGGAUCUUGUUGAUAAACCUAGCGUAGCUACUAUUACCGGGUUAUGAUAUACUGAAUUACCAGAGUGGAAGUGUUUUUAUUGUGUUAUUAAAUUCUUAUAUCAGGUUAAUCAUGUGGAAGCGCAAUAAUAUUUUAAUAGCUGAUCUUUGAUGCAAAGUAAUUGAAGUUAAUUGAAUUUUAAUCCCCUCAUUUUAUUGCUAAACAAAAUAUUUAAAAAUAUUUGAAUUCACUACUUUGCCGAAUUUGUUGGCCGCAUAAUUAUUCUUUCGAAAUGCAGUUUCAUUGUGCUUCGACAAAAAAAAUUUAUCGCGUUUGCGACAGACGCAGGGUAAUUUCUUUUGUAUUUCUCUUUACCAAAUGUCUUGCACAACUAAAAUACCAGCGAAAUGGAGGGAUUGAAACGAUUCACUCAUCUAUAUUUGGCAUUUAUAUUGAUAAUUUGGAUUCGUCGCUCAAAUAUAUAAGCUGUUAUUUUCAAUCAUUUUUUACUUAUUAAGCAGGUUUUAAGUCUUCCUUCUUUUGCCUCCAAUUGUUGCAGCUGAAUAUAUUUCAGAUGACUAUUAACGUUUGAGAUUUUACUAUUAUUAUAAUUAUUAAUAGGCAUUAGUGGUGGAGGAUCGGCACAUGCAAUACAGAACUUGCGAUAAAUCACAGGGAAUAUUAUAUAAUCAGAUGAUAUGAUGAAAUGCACCUAAUAUGAGACACCUUUUUAUUUUUUUAAAUAAAUAAUUACUUUUAAAAAUAAAAUACUUUUUACUUACUUUACUUUAAAGCGCUAAAUUUAUUCAAACUAUUAAUUACUUUUGUAAAGUAAAAAAAGUCACUUUUUGUUAUUUUGAAAAUUGGUCUCCUAAGCUGAGAUAGUUUGGACUCCUAAUAAAGGGCUGUCUCAUAAUAGGAUACCUCGAACAGUAAGGAGAUUAACUAAAAUAAAAUUAUUGCUUUAUUUAUUCUAAAAGUAACAAAAAUAAGGAUGUAACAACACUAAAAUUUAAUCGAAACAAAGCUUCUUUUUCCCUUGUGUUUUCUCGCCCCCAGGACAAAGAAAUUGUGUGCCUUCAACUUUGCUGCAUUCCUCGUGGCACCACAUAAAACGAACGGUACAUCUAAUCCACUUUUCACAUCGAGUGUCUUCGGAAAAUCUUCCCUAGCAAAACAAACAAACGUUUUGAUCAGUCCAGUCGUCAUAAUGUACAGAAGAUUUUGAAUCUGCGCGGCUUGAUACAAUUUCAGCUUUUUUGUUACUUUUAGCUUUGGAUUGUUUAUCCCUUGUUCCAGAAGACUUUUGUUUUGGUUUUUCGUGUUUUUUUUAAGUUUCUUUGUAAGGGAUUCUUCCAAGUUCCAAGUAUUGAGUACAUCUUUUGGAGGGACCAGUAAAUCACAUUUAUCGGACUUGAUCUUGGUAGAUGGAAUUGAUACAGAUUUCUUAGGCUUAGAAAACAACAGCCAAAUAUAAAGUACCCUCAUUUUCAUUAUCAUUUGUUUCUUAGGAUUGGAUUGGAACAUUGGAUCCUCUUUUGUUGGUUUAGUUAAUUUAAUAAAAUAUGAAAAUCACUGGGUAAAAAUAUCUGUCCGAAUCCGCCCUGUUUAUACGAGGAAACACUAAUAGCUGUCACAACCGAAAGGAGUUUUCCUGUCUCUUGAAAUGUAUUUGCACAAACCAGUUUAUUUCCUUUCAAGUUAAUAAUUUUACUUUGUUUAUAUUGUACAACCGUGAUGCCUGUUUCGUCAACGUUAAUAUAAUUUGUGACGAGAAAGAUUAAUUCUUUCCAUCUCUUUUUGAAAAAUUUCGAAAAAUUGUGCAACAUUUUCGGCGUUAAAUUCUUUCACCAUCGCAGUUGAUAUUGCCUGUGGGUGCCUGGUUAAAAAGCCUUUACGCCGUAUACUUGUCAUUUCUUCUUCUAAGACCAAAAUACUUUCUUUUCAUUUCAACGCAGUAGUCGGCGAAUUGUUUUUCCAAAAACUCAGGUAAAGCUUGUUUCCUACCUAAAGAUACUUUUGCAAGAUCCUCUGCAUUUCUGUUAUUUUUCACAUAUCUUUCAAUGGUUCCUACCUUAAAAAAAUGCUUAGGAAAGCUAAAUGGACAAAAUGAGCAAGCUUUUAUCCAAUCCAUUUCACUUUUUUGAUAAAUUUGCAAAUAUGACAAGGAAAGGUAUUAUACACACGAAAAUGAAUUAUUCUCUGCGAAAAAAUAACUACUUAAAAUUAUCAAAAAACUAAAAGCGCUCCUAAUAUGCGAUAUCUUAUAUUAAAUCUCAUAAUAGGAACCUUAUUAUUAUUUCGAACAAUAAAGCAACUUCCACACAACAAAGCAAAUAAGCAAAACCUACUUAUUUUCUUAUCUUUUCAACAAAAAAAUCACCUCAAAGGGAACACUAAAAAAACUUUGAUAUUGCACAAAUGCAUAAAACCACAUACACGUGCCGUGUUUUGACCGCAACUAAAACCAAUUCCAGCUGAUUUAAUAUUUCUCCUUCCUGUGAAAUAUUGGCCACUGUUAGUUGGGAAGAAAAUAUGUCUCAUAGUAGGUGCCAUCUCAUAUUAGACGCCUUUGUACACUGAUACUUAAACUAAGCCAGUAAAAUAUUGCAAAUCCGUCACUAUUAACAAAUACAUAAAUUUAGUGAUAAAACCUUUAAAUUUGACACUAACCUUACAUUAAACUCACAAAUCUAUAAAUACAACACUUACUUACAUAUAGAAACAAUAAGAAAAAUAAAAGUUGAAAUGAUCUACUGAGAGUGCUAUAACACAAUAUCACAUAGUGUUCGAGACACUUACAAAUAUCAAUAAAUUUGUAAAAGAAUUAAACUUAUAUUUGGACACAUAUUCUGUAUAAAUAAAACAACUAUUUUGAAUAAAAAAAAACAUAUUUUUAUAAUUAAAUGAAAUGUGUUUAAUAUUCUUUAAUUUUAAUGUUGUUAUUGAAAUGUUAAAAGUAUUUAAUUUUAAAGAGCUUCUCGAUUAUAACCAGUUAAGUUCCAAAGUAGCAAAUCACGUCUGAUCUAUGUAGUGUUUCUCUUUUGUCUACUACAAAUUGCACCUCAAUUUAAAUCCUCUUCCACUUAUGGGUAGAUAUAGCGUAUUAAGCAAGCGUCUCAUUGUAUAAUAGCUUUUGGUUAGUUUAAUUAAUUUAAUUUUUUAACUUUUAUGGUCACACUUGAUUAGUAUUGAUGGCGCUCUUUGAUUGUUUUUAUUUAACCAGGUGACAACUUCAAAGUAGCUUAGCUUCUCUCUUGAAGUUGCUCUUAUCGGAAGCAGUAGUAUAAAGUGUAGAUAGUAUAAACCUUGUUAAUUGUUCGGAACUUCAUUUUUUCUGUCCUAUUGCGCAUAAUCUGCCACAGCACUGCUAAAAAUUAAGAUUUAACAACAUAAUGCAUUCUUUACAUGCAGUGUUUAUUUUAUGACAAUUUAUUUUGCUACUACUAUACUAUAGUUUACUACUUCGUAUCUAUUACUGACUGUCGUUUCUUUGAGUGUUUAAAUUUUAACUUUUUUUUUUUUUAAAUAAGAGUAUAUAAAAAAGAUUUUAAAAACAUUGGAAUGAAACAAAAGGAAUAAAAAAUUAAAAUUAUUUGGUAUUUUCGAGAACGUCAGUAGCAUUUAAAAAAUAAUAAAAUAUAAUUUUAAUUCAAAUAUAAUCAAGUGACAUUAAUUAUGAUCACUCAUUACAAAAAUAUGGAUUCUAUUGGAGAUUUGCAUGUCUAAAACCUGCAUGUGAUUUUUUUUAAAAGAAAAGUUAAAAGUGGAAAACAGAGAGAAUGCUUAAAACCUGCACAAAAGCUCAAAUUAUUACUUAUAAUUGUGUAGUAUACCUAAUUGUUAAAAAUAUAUAUUAAAUAUUUCGUAUUUAUUAUUCAAAACUGCGAUGCGGAAUUAUAGUCGUAAGAUUUUUGUUUAAAAUGAGUGAUAAUAUUAAUCGAAUUUUUGAUGUUUUUGGAAAUAAUUUACGAAAAAAAUAUAAUGUAAUGUUUCGACAUUUGUGAUAAAAAAUAACGUUUUAAUUGUUUCAGUUGAGUUUAAAAUUACUAAAACUGUAAUUGUGAAUCUUUCCUUAAAGGAACUAUGACGCGUUGCAUACAAUAUUUGUUUUUUUUUGUGACAGAAUAUUUAUGCCCUAUAUGCAUUUUCCUUUACUUUGAGAUAAGACUUUUUAGUUUUAAUUAAUAAUUUGCAGUUUUUUAGGUAUUCAAAUGAAUAUUAAAGCAUAGCUUACACGGAGAUAAUUUUUAAAAGGUUCGGUUUCGGGUUGUGUUAAAUUUUUUUCCAUUUUCGCAAACCUCAAUUAAAAUUUUAAAUGAAACUUUCAGAAAAAAGUUUCAAAGUUUAAUCCCAAUUACUCAUUAGUAUAAUUUGCGAUUAUUUUAAAGUUGAAUCAUGCAUUUGUUAAUUUUUGCUGCAUUUUGAAAUAGCCUUUGUAUUAGGUACUACUUAUCUCUGCGUCAUGCAUAUUUAAAAUUCGAUAGAGGAUUGGUAGAAACUCGGUAUAAUUUGGAGCAAUGCAUGUUGUAUUGGAUCGGAUGUACGUUUUAGUAAACUGUUGUAAACUGUCCAUUGUCGCUACCAGAAUGAUUGAAACUAGUCAUUCCAAAGUAUUCAACCGAUUUCUAGUGUUGAACAGAAAUUCAUGUUACUGUAUGUUCUUUGGUUAUGUUUGUGUAUAAAACUUUAAAAAAUUGUAAUUUGUCUCGAAUAUGCGCAAUAUAAAUGUGUUUGUGGUUUGAUAUGACACAAAUAUAUCAACUGGUACUCAUGUAGGUAGUUUUGUUAAAAAAAAAAUUCUCAAAAAUCAAAAUGAAAUAUAAAACUGUAUUCGAAGUGAUAUUACGAAUUAUCGAUAAUGUACCCGUAUUAAAAAAACAUUAUUAGCCUGACCGAUGUCAUUUAUCCAAACAUUAUUGGUUACAAUCUAAAGGCACAAUGUAUGUUGUGUAGUUGUUUAUAGGAUUUAAGCAGCCAUUCCAACCAACAUGUUUAGGAGCCACCUAACGCUAGAUGACAACUAAAUUUACGCUAGGGUAGACUUUCGUUUGCUAGACUACUAAAGUUGUGUCCGUAAGACACUCUAGUCGAUACCCAGAUGUAGGUGCCCAAUUUAGGCUACUUAAUGCUCCUCUAUCUUGGUCCAACUUCAAAAUUAAUAUGAAACUUUGGAAGUUUAAUAGAUUACAAUUUUCCAAGUGAUAUUCAUUCUUUAUUUAUGGGAAGUAAUUCUAAGAGACGCCCUGAAUUGCGGCAAUCAGCGACGUUAUAGCUGCGGAAUUUUGUACUUUAGCCUAACAAUGAAAAUCCGAAAAUAUGGACAGUGCAACACAAUGAAGCUUAGGUGCCCCCUAGCUGACCCCUAAAAUUUAGCUGUUCUCUAGUUAUGCUAACUUUAGGGGCAGGUUGGCGGGGAUGGCCAAUAUUCCCUAACGAGCGCCUUGUUUUUAAGAUCUGUAUGAAUGAUAUUGAAUGAACUUUUUGAUGCCACGGCACAGAAUUUCCAUAAUUGAAUUUUCUAGAAAUCAUUUUAAUCAUCACAAUGAACAGAAUCAUUCUGCCUAUUAAUUAUUAUAUAAAUUAUUACCAUUUCGAUGGAAUGAGAUUUGUUUAGUAUCAGAAUUAGUCGAAUAUUGAACUGAGUUGGCUUUUACUUAAUGAAAAUCCAUUUAUAGAAAUAAAUAAAAACUAAAAGUUCAGAUUUUCGCGAAAUUAUAUAUUUUCACAUGACAAUUGAUUGACAUUUGAUAAAGACACCGUGUUGUCGUAACAAUUGUCAUGUCAAAAUAUAUAAUUUCGUGAAAAUCUGAACUUUUAGUUCUUAUUUAUUUUCAGAAUUAGUCAUUUGUUGUUGAGCUUCAUAUAUUCAAUUAAGUAGAUUCCCUCUUAGAAUUUUGAUCCAAACAUGCGCAUGUUAUUCAACACAUAAAAUUUUGACGAUUGCCCUAUGUAGCUACUAGAAAUAUACAGAGCCUGCCUAUGCCAACAAUACGCGCUUGUGCGAGUCAUUUGAUAACUCACUUUCCACCGUAUAUUAAUAUUCCUAAAAAGAUGAGUACCCUAGAGCAGACAAACGUACGAAACAACUACCUGAUGACCCCGAUGUUGUGUUGGUAAAUUUUCACGAAGAAACAAGUUAAGUAUGUGGAUAGAGAAAAUUUCGUAAAAUGUAAAAAAUGUCGUGGCAGUCUUAGGCGCGCCAGUUUUACAGCAUUAGCUGCUCCUGUACUAUCUCGUAGCUACAUGGUUUACCGUCACUUGCUUGGUUGAUUCUCGACACAGGAGAAACAUUGAAGUUCAAAUCUUUUCAAAAGGUUCAUUAAUUCGAAUGUAAUUAAGCGAUAUUGACCCUUCCUUAUAGAAGAUUUAGAACUGAUAGAUCAUAAACAUGCCAGUUCGCCAUAGCCUGGACUUGCAUAUAAACUUUUGUGUUUGCAAAUUUUACUACUGUAUUGCAGCAAUAAUUUUAAUUGCCAUUAUAUUACGAAAUAUGCGAAAAUAAUUUUGACCGCGCAAAACUAUAUUAAAAAUAUUUGCAAAUUUCUGCUCUGCUCGGCUUUGUCUUAUGAAAAAUUAUUAGGGAAAAAUACAAUCUUUCAAAUGUCCUGCGAAAAUUGCCCAGAAAAUGGUUAAGUAUUCAAUAUAUUUUACUUUUGCUUCUACUUUUGUGGCGCCGACUUAGUCAUGAAAGUGGACUAUUUUUUCUUCGCAUUUUGUGUGUAACGCAACGUGUUGCAUACUAUACUUUUUAAACGACCAUUAGUUUUUGGAUACAUUUUUAUAAAACAGGACAGUGUUACCGUCAAAAUAGCUAAAAUCCACCGAAAGUACCGGAAUUAUUUAAUUAUUUGUUGCUCGUGACCGUGAGUAACAAAGUGUGAUUCUUGCAUAAUUAGGAAUUUAUGAGUAGCGAGUAGAAAAAUCAAAUUUUCUUUAUCGUAAGUAGGGGAAGGUUACCUAGAAUGGGGUACUUAAGGUGUAGACCUGAUUUAAAAAAAAAGUUUAAUUAAGAAAUCCUGGACAACACUCAAGAUGGCUAUACCAACUAUAACCUUUAUUCCAAAAUCAACUCUUCAUAAAAAACUUAUGAAUCAUAAACUUAUUUUUUAUGUGUCCGUCAAACUUACCAUUUCAGGAACAUAUUUAUCUAAAACGGGAUUAGUGGUGUUUCUAAUAUGGAAUUAUAUUUUGAACCACAGAUCACAUAUGAAAUAAUCAAUUUCGUCGUUUGAUGGACCGCAGGCUUUGUGGACCUAUCUCUGGCAAGAACUUUAUCGAAUCCACUGGUCACCAGGUUUGCUGCUUUCAAAAUUUGUUUCGCAAUAAAAGCACACGGGAUUUUUUUCAUCGUCAGGGUUUUCUUUGGUGAUGCUGGUCUUGUUUCUCCCAUUCACAUCUUGAUCUCUAGGUUUCAUCUGUGGUUUGGAGGAUUUAUUUACUGAUAGGCCCUUUCCUUUCAAAGAAGGCAAUUUACUGGUUGACACUCCACGUUGUUUCGCUGCCAUACUGGCCAGCAAUUUAUCCUUAUAAGGUGUGCUGGUUAAGAUACCAGCUUUACCUCUGUUUGCAUUUUUCGCAGGUCUUCUUGAUGCUGCUUUUGGGUAUGGAUGAAUCAUUUCUAUAGAAACAUUUUCUUGGAGAAAAUUUGCCAAAGCUUUUUCAUCACUGGAGGAAUUGUUAUCUGAUUCAUGAAAAUGAGCUGAUUUUGAUUGUGGUAGUGCGCGAGUCGAAUGGGAAGUGGGUGGAGGUGGUGUUUGAUGCCUGAUUUGAAAGAUUUAUUUUGAUUGUGACAGUGAAUUUGAACUUGAUGUUUGGUUUUUCAUCACCACUGGAGAAGCUGUCGUUUGACUAAAGAAGACAAAUUAGUUUUGAUUGUUUCAGUAGGUGAGUUGAGUAUGAAGUCGAUGAAGGUGGUGUUUGGUGCCUGCUUGGAUUGGAUUGGAUUAACGGGAAAUAAUCCAGUUUUGUCAAAACGAUGAAUUGCAUUAUUAGGUAUCGCUGCCCUUAAGAAGGCCCCUCCAAAUAAGCUGCCAAUUUGUUGGUUUGUUCCUUAGAAAUAUUUCAAUCUCUUGACUGUAGAAUGUCGAUAAAGGUGCCAUAAAAGAAAUAUCAAGGGGUUGAAUGAUCCCUGACUUUCUGUAUGACAGGUAUGUUUUGUGUAUGAGUUUUAUGGCCGUUCAUUAUGAGCAAUGAAGGAUUUUCUUUUGAUACAUUAGUUGAUUUUAAAAAAUGGUUGAUCCACAUUUCAAAGAGAUUCAAUUGCAUCCAACCAGAAGGAUGGCAGGCGACUAUGGAUUUCUGCGGUAGUCCAAUCGAAAAUUCUGUCUUGACGUGAACUCGUGGAAAAAUGACCAUUGGUGGAACAUAUGUCCCUGCAGCACUCAUAUAUAUUGUACAGUUGUUAAGCCUGUCUCAUCGACAUUGAGUAUUCUUGACGGUGUAUAUGUGUAUUUAUCUCGCAGGGGCUCUAGUCAGCUAGCAUGAGCUGCCGAUGUUGCUUCAGGUCUUCCUAGUGAAAGAUGAUUUAUUUCCAUAAAUGACCACAGGCAAACCCAGCCAGCCAUAUUCUUACUCUCAUUAAAAUAGUGUUUUAAAUUAUUUCAUUCCGCUAACUGAAAUGGUAACCUGCGCACAUCUAUAGACGUUAAUCCAAAAAGUAUGCUCCCCAUAGUUUUUAUGUAGUUAACUAGUUGUUCUUCCAUUCGGAGUAAAAAAGUUCGUUGCCUACACUCUCCAGGGUGCUUUUUGGUACUGAAAAAACUCGCCGCUUUUAAAUAACCAUAUUUAGCACUUAAAACCGAUCUUAUUGCUUUGGCCAUUGCUUCCUCAGUCCAAGACUGUCGCGUUGUUUUUCGAGGGGCCAUAUCUGCAAACUUGAUUUCUAAAAUAAAAAUAGGUACCAACAAUGUUUGCCAAAGUUGUAUUUAAAUUAAAACAAUGUGUUUCUAAAAUGGGAUUUAUCCCGUUUAACAAGCAUUAGACAGUUCUCAUCUUAUCAACAUAUCAAUAUGUGAACAAACAAUGCCCGCAAAUUUCUGUAUCAAAAUUAUAUUCGCAAGGUGGUCGUUUAUUUCCCAACAACUAGUGAAAACAUUAUCGCCGUCACCUCUGAAGAGAUGAAGCUUAUGUUUGCCGACCUAAAUUUUUAAAAAGAAACAUGUUAACAACGUAAAACUUACCUAGCCUAGUUGCAGUCACGACUUUGCUCCAAGUGCUAAAGUUUACUCAUAGCAUUAUUGUAAGUAUUAGGUCAGCUUACUUAGGUCACUUAGGUCACUGCAUGUGAAACGAAAUAAUUUAGGUAUCCCCAAAGAGUAUAAGAUAGAGGGGAAGUGCACGUAUACGAAUUCCAUCUAAUAUUUGUGUAAGUACUAAAGUAUUGUCAUAGCGGUUUAAAGUGUGACGCAUACACUGAAAAUAUACAGUAGCUUGUAACGGAUAGCAGCACUUUAUUUAUAUUUUAAUAAAAAAAAAUAAAACUAUUGCGACAUUUUUUUUUCAGAUUUUACCUUUCAAACUCUAAAUUAAAUUGAACCGUACGUCCCGCGCGUUUUCGGUUUUCAUGACUGGACACAAUCACUAGAGGCGUUAAAACUCGUGUGAGCUUUUUAACAUUCUCACUAAUGGGAGCCUUCCCUUCUACUCUUUGGGUAUCCCGUUUUAGGUAACCUUCCUCUACUUCAGCAGCACAGUGCAGAAUAAAUAGAUAUCAUUUUCCAUUUUGGAUUUAUUCACGAAAAAAUAACCAAUUGUGGCAAAAGUAUUUAUUUAAAUUUAGAACAGACUUCAGGACCACCAAAUAAGGUAUCAAAACCUGUGUGGUUCAAAUGUAAAACUUUUUUUUUACCAAAUGUGGUGACAGGGUAAUUUCGCUUUUUUACUUCGAAUAUGUAUUAUUUGUUACUUAAGUAUAAUGUUCAGACUUAUCUUUUCUUAUAGGGGAGUUUAAGAAACUUCUUUGUGACAUUUACAUUGGGUAUUAGCAUUUGUUGUACUGUGUUCUUUGGUUUGAUAUCUCAAUCUAAAUUCUAAAUAUUCGGUUUCAGAUUUAUAUUUUUUUAUAGAUAUAUCAAAAACAUCAAAUGAAAUACCCUUGUAAUAUCUUGAUUUGUAUAUAUUUAAUUGGAAUACCCAUAUAAUGGAAUGCUGUGGUUGGUUUAAUUCUAGUCUCUAUUGUACUUAUUUUUAUUUUUAAAGAUAUGUAUUUAAGAAACAACAGUACGUUAUUAUUCUAAAUAAUUUGUAGUGUUUAAUUUAACCUGCCAUCUCAAAUUUCGGACAAGUGUUGUUUCACCACCAUUUUCUCUCAUGAAAAUGUCCUUACCACAGCCUGACCAUUUUGUGUAAAUUCGACUAAUAUCACUGUAGCGUAAAUGUCCUAUUUCAAUGAAUUGACAGUAAAAUGUAAAAUAUUUUGAUAUAUUGAUAUACCCAACCUGACACAAUUAAAUAAAGCGACGAAAUUUUGUGCUCGUGU